AUGUCUAAUAGAACCGUCUUAGAUCAUAUCAAUGGCGAUGGUGACGGUAUUACUUAUAGCCUUACGCCCGCUUCUGAUCAAAUACUUUUAACUGCGGAAAGCUCUAAUAAGCUUUGUUUAGGCAACUUUGUUGAUGAUGGCACUCAAUGGUCCUUUCCAUCCGCAAACUAUAAUAGUAAUGAUUUUGGACCAG
Messenger RNA from Dentiscutata heterogama, 193 nucleotides. The record is from the annotation of a GenBank genome assembly. Lineage: Eukaryota; Fungi; Glomeromycota; Glomeromycetes; Diversisporales; Gigasporaceae.